AACACAAUGAAGAAGUUUCAACAGAGGGCUUAUAAGCGUAGAUGGGCUGCCACAACUAGGCAUUUGAAGAAGCAAUGCCGACAGUCAACUUUAGAAUUAGAGAGUGAUGAUAGCGAGCAAGAGAAUGACACGACAAUCUUUACAACUCCAGAAACAGUGACAACCCUUCAGUACAUGGAUGCUGCGGAGACUGCUUCCUGCACUGCCGCGGGUGCUGACAAUGCCACCUACAGUGGCCCUGAUAGUGAUGAGCCUGAUGAAAAUGAUGCUGAUUGGAGACUAAUCGACCAUCAUGUCACCUUGUCAUCUGAUUCAGAAAAUGAGAGUGAUAGUGACUGCUUUGAAGAUAUUUUGAGGUCUGGAUUAUUUUAUCGUCAGAAUAGCUUCUGCUAUUGGCCAAAGCCAAAUCCUACCCACUCCAGAAUCCGGAGAGCUGAGAUUCCUGACAAAGAAGUCUGGGAUAGGCUGCCAAUUCGGGUUUUCAGGAAAACAUUGACUGAAGACUUUGACAAGGCCCUUCAAUAUGAAAAACAAGCUGAAAAGUUUUCGAGCCCAGAGGAAGAAGAAAUGUCAACCAAAUGGAGCCACAUCACCCCUGAACGUUAUAGAAACGAUGAGGAAGAUGUGUUUGAUGCUGACGGCGAAGAGGAAAUUCGGCCAAAAAAGAAGUGCAGAAAAGAGAAAUUACAGAUCCUCAUCCAGGCACCCCCACUGCCAGUGCUCCCACCAUUGAACUUUCCAAACUCCAGCGAGUACCAGACCACUUCAGCCAGUACCAGCCAAUACUACACCACUCCAAGGCAUCCAGGCCGACCUCACAGCCCAGCGAGAAGCAGCACUUACAGGUUCAGUCCAGACAGGAAUCAUGCAUCCAGCUCAAGCCAGUACCAAACCACUCCAGCCAGUACGAGUCAGUACCAGACCACUCCAAGAAACAGCAGGAAUGCCCUUGGAAGUGAACUUUUCCAGUUAAACAUGAAAGUUCAAAAACUAGUUGAGAACCAGGGAGAAAUUAUGCGCAUGCUGAGAGGGCUGGCAGCACAGUCUGUGGGGCCAGAAGCUGUGGAUGUUCAAGAUCUCAUUGAGAAGCCUUUCGAGACUCUUGAGCAGCUUAAGACCUUCUGUGAACAGCUCGACACUGAUCUUCUGCUCAGAAAGCAGCUGGUGAAAGCUCUUACUGCUCUUGGUGGGCAGAAUUUGGCAGACACGGUGAGGACAAUGCUGAGGAAAAUUGCCACAAACAAAGUCCUGGAGCAGCUUGGUCUCCGUGGAAAGACAGGCAAAGUGGCGUUUGAGGACUUGCCCUUUUACAGAAUAAUAAUAAAGGCAUGCAGGGGUGUUUACAAACAGACGACCACAGCUGAAGUAGAUUGUGAGCUUGGAGAGGUCCUGAAACUGGCCACUUUUCGAAAGGGAGGUUCAAAGUUUGAGGAGAAGAGGAGGAAUUAAGAGGAAGCGACGGCGAAGAAGGGCAAAGGGAAGUGUAAAAAGGAAAUGGACAGUGAGAUGAGUGACCAGGUAAAUGAUAAAGAAGUGAAGAAGAAGAAAACAGGGAAAGGGAAAAGAACCAAGCAAACGCCAGUGAGACCAGUGAGCAUUGAGCAGGAAGAGAACCAACAAGAAGGGGCAGGAGUACACUGACGCGCACGACCAAGACCACAGCAUUCCAUUUCUAUUGUAUUAUAAUUAUCACUAAUAAAGAAUUAUUGUUGAA
This is a messenger RNA of Nerophis lumbriciformis (worm pipefish), 1714 nucleotides long. NCBI's taxonomy places the organism in Eukaryota, Metazoa, Chordata, Actinopteri, Syngnathiformes, Syngnathidae. The record is from RefSeq and is a predicted model, not a curated record.